AUGCAGACUGCCAGGGAGAGAGGAGCUGAUGUACUGCUUAUAAAUGAGCAGUAUAAGAAGCAUAUAUACUCAAACUGGUUUCAGGAUGCAUCAAGGAGAUCAGGCAUAAUUAUAUGCAACCCCGUGCUUGCCAUCGGGAAAUUUUUGGAAACAGGUGACGGUUUCGUUUGGGUAGAGGUUGCGGGUGUUCGAAUUUACAGCUGCUACUUCUCCCCAAAUGAUCCCCUUGCAAAAUUCGAUACCGAGAUCCUCUCUCUUGAGGAAAGUCUUAAGACUUGCGUCGGGGAUGUCCUCAUUGCGGGUGAUUUCAAUAGUAAGUCACCGGAAUGGGGAGAGACUCGUCUUGACAGGAGGGGGACCUUGGUCACUGACAUGAUCUCCGCAAAUGGCCUGGUGGUUUUGAACCGGGGCAAGGAGUUCACGUUUAGGAGGGGAGUAUCAGGAUUUAUUCUUGAUUUAACAAUUGCGUCUCCCCGACUAGCCCGCAGAACAAGUGAAUGGAGGGUACUGGACGAGGAAACAAUGAGUGACCACCAGUACAUAGAGUUUUUAGUCUCCGAGGAGAAUUCCAGAGGGCGCGUCGCUCCUAAAUAUGGUAGCAAGAGCCCCUCUUGGAACCUCAGGAGGCUAAACAGGGAGAAGCUGGUGGAAUCCCUGGAAGAGUCGCGAUUUAUUCGAGAACUAAACUGGGUGAGGAAACCGGCUUCUUUAAAGGGUAUAGUGCGAGAGGCAAGGCGAGUGAUUGUACAAGCUUGCAAUCACUCUAUGCCUCGCCGGCAGAAAAGAAAAACUGGAAAGGGAUCUAUGUACUGGUGGAAUGAAGAACUAGCCUGUCUUAAGAGAGAUUGCCACGCAGCUAGGAGGAAGUUUACCCAUUCUAAGGGAAACCUCCAGCUGCGGGAAACAUGA
Messenger RNA from Leptopilina heterotoma, 909 nucleotides. RefSeq lists its product as uncharacterized. The record is from RefSeq and is a predicted model, not a curated record. Gene Ontology annotation, molecular function: catalytic activity. Lineage: Eukaryota; Metazoa; Arthropoda; Insecta; Hymenoptera; Figitidae. Bases 1 to 909 code for a protein of 302 amino acids. The transcript has a single exon.